Messenger RNA from Dacryopinax primogenitus, 1122 nucleotides. RefSeq lists its product as uncharacterized. The coding region runs from base 1 to 1122 and encodes 373 amino acids. Lineage: Eukaryota; Fungi; Basidiomycota; Dacrymycetes; Dacrymycetales; Dacrymycetaceae. The transcript has a single exon. The record is from RefSeq and is a predicted model, not a curated record.
AUGUUCCAAUGUGCCACGAGCAAACCUGAGCCGUUCUUCAUUGCGCAGAAGUUUUGCAACCGGAGCUGGGAAAGAUUCCAAUUAUAUUCCUUCCACAUUCGUACCCUGUUGCUCACUCGUGACCUGGUCAAACAGGCUAGUCAAACCACCACGCUCGCUUGUUUUGGUGCCAUUAUGGACUAUGAGCAACGGAAUUUGACGAUCGCAUUUCCCAGCUUACGGCAGCUCGCAUUCGACGUCAAAGGCGACCGAAUGUUGAAGAUCCUCCCCGAUUUGUUGUCCGAGAAACUGCAGAUCCUCGAUAUUUCGUUUUUCUCCUACCAUGAUCGCAGCCAGCAAGUCAAGUUUUUCCCUUCGCUUGACCAACUGUUGGAAUUCCCUUCCAUUCUUGGAGCGAAGUGCCCCAAUAUCACGGAACUGGUGGUUCGAAAUAUGCCCGAUGAGUUUCCGAAGCAGGCGCGACUUUUGAAAGGGCUAAUGCUUGCUACGCCGAAGGUCAAGGCCUUGCACCUGCUCCCACCGUGGUCUUCGAGUGGUCUUUAUCCUGGUGUCUUUACGACCUCAUCAGCUGUCCAUGUAGGACUGGAAGCACUCUCCGUGGUCUUCUGCGACAACUCCUCAGAGGCGAUAGCACAACUGCGUGCCCAGCCAAGAGCUUCCUUCCCCUGUUUGCGCAGCCUAUGCAUCCGCUCCCUUGGGAGAACCGCCGUCGUCACUGCGCUCUCGGCCUGCGCAAUGUCACCCCUCCAAAAUCUUCGUGUGGAGAUUGGCGAGUAUUCCUAUAGUCAUCGUCCUUACAACCGGGGCUCGUUCGACAUGAAGAACGACGUGGAUGGGUCCUUCCAAAGUCGGUUAUUGGAGGUUACCACGGCUAUCUGCUCCCUUUCUAGCAUACACCUGGAUGAACUUUCUCUGGAAGUCCACCACCCACGCUUAGGUGCUACUGCCCGCAUUUCGAAAUUGUCCAACGUCGUCUCCUUCGGCGACAACAUGAAACCUCUUCUUCAACACUUCCACCAUAUCUCAAAAUUUUGCCUGACCCUACACUUCCGAGCUACCUUCGCAGAAGGGCUACUGUUGGAUAUCAGAGACGAAGACUUCAGUUUGGUUCCGAGGGCAUAG